AUCUCUGUUUGUCUUGUCUUCACAUUGUUUUUUUAAUAACUUCAUCUCUGCCUUCUUCAUUCCUCCAAAAUUCCUCUAAUCCAUUUCUCUUCCUUGGCUAAUCCAUCAUGACUGUCAAGAAAGUUGAGAUCAAGGUAGAUAUAAACUGCGGAAAAUGCAACAGCGCAAUCAUGGAAGCAGUCACAGAGAUAGAAGGUGUGAAUCAUAUUUCAUUAGAUGAAGGGAAUAGUAUACUUACGGUGGUGGGGACAAUGGAUCCGGUCUGCGUUGCAACAAGACUGAAGAAGAUUAAACAGAAACCUGUAAUCAUUAGCGUUGGACCACCACCAAAACCUCCUGAGCCACCAAAGCCUCCAGAGCCUGAAAAACCAAAGCCUCCACCAACACCUGAACCACCAAAGCACGUAUGCAAGCCACCUUACUGCAACAGUUGUGAUGUUGUGUCAGUUACUACAUAUGAAAGUGGAAGCGGCUGCACCAUUCUUUGAGUCCUGUAUCUUGUACCAUAGCCUUCAUGUUAAGU
Messenger RNA from Arabidopsis arenosa, 523 nucleotides. NCBI's taxonomy places the organism in Eukaryota, Viridiplantae, Streptophyta, Magnoliopsida, Brassicales, Brassicaceae. The record is from the annotation of a GenBank genome assembly.